AUGCCAGCCCGAUCCCUUGUCUGCACCUAUCCAGUCAGUGGACAAUAUGGUGCAUUCCCGCGAGUCCUCAACUACGUUUCCGUCAUCUUCGCAAUACUAGCCCGUCAUGCCGAAUGGCUCGUCACUGGGGCUUUGGCGUCUGUUAUGAUAUUUACCGCUACGGCUGUAGUCCACGCGAUGGUUAUUCUUGGCCAAAGCCUCGACCCGCCUGUGUUUGAUCUCGAUAUAUUGGCAAUCACCGCUUUGUUGCUGAGUAAUGUCCUCCUAUUUGGCCCCAUGAUGGACUUCUCCAGUACUGUGCGUAAAUCAGCGGCACGACCGAUUAUCGCCAUCUGGGGCAUAUGGGUCUGGUCCGGAUUGCUGAUAUGUAUUAUCGCCUGGUCGCGUUGUUUGGAUGGUCCAAACCCUUCACCCACCCACUCCUUGAUCCCUAGUUACAUCCCAAAGAGCUCUGAACUUCUCUGUGUGUCGACAAAUGGCACUGUCAGCAUUUUGCUCCAGACGAUAAGCCAACUCAACGAGCAGGUAAAAUUCAACUGCACAUAUGACUGCUUUGCAUAUGAUACUUCUCGCAUAAGAGGGCAGGAUGAGAUCUUGGUCGUUCCACAAGAUGCCAUCUAUAAUAACUGGUUUGGAGCACUAUGGGGCUUGUCACUCGCUGGUGUGAUAGGUGGUGCUGUGGGGUUACUUAUGAUCCAACUGGGUAAGAAGCCCUUUGGACAGCGUAUGACGGAGGCGAGAGAGCAGGAUGAGCGGGCCGAAUACUAUCUCGUUGGAGGCCGGGUCCCAAAAGGAGAGGAAUACUAUGCUAUUGGACAAUGGGCUCCAUUAGUUUCGGCAUUAUUCGCUGUGCUAGCCUCGCUGUUUGACCAUUUUGUUCUGGAGAAAUUCCGGAAAGUAUCUGAAGGGGCGACAACGCGUCAAAUUUCACCCUAUCUUCCGCCAUUGUCGAUUGAAGAUUUGGCGACCGAGCCACUUACAGCUCACUCUGGAGACGAUCAUCAGACUUAUCGUCGACAUCAUUCUUCCCCCAAGCUGGAGGAGCCCCUGAUCACCACCGAAGGCCUUUUACACCUCACAUUCGACAAAACCAAGGUCUCGAGCGAGCGGGGCAUGAACGUUCACCCAAGCAGGUUCAACAAGCGCGAAACCCAGCAACUUCCCUCCAUAACGAGAUCCACUCAGUUUCAAAACCGGAUCAACAAGACCGAAGGGAAAACGCCUCCCUACUCGUUCAAGGUCACUUUGACUCUGAAGAUGGCACGUCUGCUUUGA
Messenger RNA from Penicillium taxi, 1275 nucleotides. RefSeq lists its product as uncharacterized. The coding region runs from base 1 to 1275 and encodes 424 amino acids. The record is from RefSeq and is a predicted model, not a curated record. The transcript has 5 exons. Lineage: Eukaryota; Fungi; Ascomycota; Eurotiomycetes; Eurotiales; Aspergillaceae.